UUGAAAGGGUUUUUAGGAGUUGCAGUAGCAGAGCAGGGCAGCCACCUUUUCGUUCUCCAGGCAGUCGUAAUCGUCGAAGAUGCCAAAGUCCAAGCGUAACAAGAUAGUUUCAUUAUCAAAGACAAAGAAGAAGGGAAGGGAACAUAAAGAGUCAAUAGUGAAUGCAAUAAGGGAAGCUGCGGAAAGUUACAAUUCUAUCUAUGUUUUCUCUUUUGAAAACAUGAGGAAUCUUAAGCUCAAGGAGUUUAGAGAGCAGCUCAAAUCUACCAGCAGAUUUUUCCUUGGUUCAAAUAAAGUGAUGCAAGUUGCACUAGGUCGUUCUGCUUCUGAUGAGAUUAGACCAGGUCUUUACAAAGUUUCUAAGCUUCUGCGUGGGGAUGCUGGACUCUUUCUUACCAACAUGCCGAGAGAUGAAGUGGAGAGCUUAUUUAAUAAAUUUGAAGAAACUGACUUUGCGAGGACAGGAAGCAUUGCAACCGAAAAGGUGGAACUUUUAGAAGGUCCUUUGGAUCAGUUCACGCAUGAGAUGGAGCCCUUUUUGCGCAAGCAAGGACUGCCUGUUCGGUUGAACAAAGGUGUUGUAGAACUUGUUUCAGACUUUGUUGUCUGCGAGGAGGGAAAGCCUUUGUCACCUGAGUCAGCUCGUCUACUGCGCUUGUUGGGGAUCAAAAUGGCCACUUUCCGACUAAACUUGAUCUGCAGAUGGAGCCCCGAGGACUUUGAACUUUAUAAAGAAGCACUAGAUGAAUCGGAUGUUGAAUCUGCCUAGACAGAAGAUCACAUUAAAAGGGGUUGGAUCAUUCGAAUUAUAGGUCAUGGGUAUCCAUCUCGAUUGUUGUGGAGGACAACAUUGAAUAUUACAAAGUAAUGCAGCAGAAGUGGUGUAGGCGGUUUCUCAGUUUUGUCUGGAUGUCUGGCUGGUGAAGUCUUGACUAGAUUGUGUUUCAUUGACUGGUGUUAUUCUGCAAGCUGCUGCACUAAAUUUUGGUCAUUUUUCUAUUCUUGCAUCAUGUGCUUUUCUCUGUAUAAUCUUCUGUUUGUAGUAUUAAAUCUACAUUUGAGUUGCAGAAUAUCAAAAAUUGCAUGCAAUUUAU
Messenger RNA from Theobroma cacao (cacao), 1094 nucleotides. RefSeq names its product Ribosomal protein L10 family protein. Gene Ontology annotation, cellular component: nucleolus; preribosome, large subunit precursor. NCBI's taxonomy places the organism in Eukaryota, Viridiplantae, Streptophyta, Magnoliopsida, Malvales, Malvaceae. Gene Ontology annotation, molecular function: RNA binding. Gene Ontology annotation, biological process: rRNA processing; ribosomal large subunit assembly; ribosomal large subunit biogenesis. The record is from RefSeq and is a predicted model, not a curated record.